CUUUACACAACUCGGCUUAUUCCCUGCAUUCAACUUUCUUUUUCUCUCCUUUACUUUUUCUUUGUCUAUGCUGAUGCUCAGCUGCUGUUGAGUUUCACUUUCAAUAAUCAAGCCUCAAAUACUAGAAAAAGCUGGGAAUACAAGGUUCAUGCGCUAAAGCCGAAAGCUCAAAGAAGACAUCACAAGACCUCACGAGACAUGCCCCUUCGAUGACCAACGACUCUUGCACCUGCUAGAACUUCACCUCCCACAACAACUUCAGACGAAAACAUAUCAUGCCACGACGUCGUAAACCUCCGCGCGCAGGCGCCCUCGCAGAACUUGCGCCCCUAAAAAUCGCAGGCCAGAUCGCGACACUACAGGCGAUAUACUACUUCGCUGCGCUGGUCCUCAUUGUCUUUACGGCGCUUGUUUCUGGCUCGGGAUUUAGCUGGACGCUUGUAUUUGGCUGGGAGGGACUGAGAGGAGAUACCACGCAUGGAUGGCUCAUGGCAUUUGUGUUCUUGUUGGACGGAGGGCUGAUCAUUCCUAUCGCAAUAGUCGCCCUCAUCGCUCGCUCCAAACUCGUACCCGAUUUCGCCUUAACCGUUCACUUUCUCAACCUCGUAAUCGCAUCCCUUUACAGCGGUCACAUUCCCCGCCACGGAGCAUGGUGGUUCACCAUGCUAGUCUCCUCAGGGCUAUGCAUCGGUCUGGGAACAUGGGGCUGCCAAUAUCGCGAACUCCAGCCCGUCUUCUUCGGCGGCCGUCGUAUUCUCCCAGCUACAGGACCUGAAGGCGCAGCGCCGCAACCUCCUCCGCCUGUUGAUGAGGAGAUGGGUAUUGCUGUGAGAGGAAGGGGGCCGGAUGGUGGUGGAGAGUAUGAGAUGGCGCCUAUGCAGCCUGUAAGAUGAAAAUUGGGGUUGGGUUCCUUGGAUAUGGUUGAAUAGACUUGCAUUGCUAGGCGUUUGGGCGCUCUUUACCCCGUUUAUGUACGUUAAUAUGGAAGAGUUUUAAUCAGGAGUCAGACUUGUUCCUGUGUCAGUUCCAGACUGAGUGAGACGACUCGAGGAUAGAUCUGUCUAUCAAGAGACGAACAUCAAUAUAACGACCGGAUUUCAUAAAG
Molecule: messenger RNA, 1105 nt
Organism: Fusarium redolens
Lineage: Eukaryota; Fungi; Ascomycota; Sordariomycetes; Hypocreales; Nectriaceae
Product: integral membrane protein S linking to the trans Golgi network-domain-containing protein
Exons: 2
Coding region: 276-893 (205 amino acids)
Biological process (GO): Golgi to endosome transport; Golgi to plasma membrane protein transport; protein localization to Golgi apparatus
Cellular component (GO): Golgi membrane; trans-Golgi network
Source: RefSeq, a predicted model, not a curated record